AUGGCUGUGGACAAUGGGAAUGCCCACAGCAUGGGCCGGCCAGUGAAGGCGCUGGUGCGGGUGGCCACGCAGGUCAACGUGGUGCAAGCUCACCGCCUCGUCAACUUUGACGCCCCAGCCGCGUGCGUCACCCUUGACCCUUCUGCCCAGGCGUCUCUCAACGAGGGGAGCCAGGGCGUGGAAGUGUGGUGGCUGGGAGCGCCGCGGCAGAGCAACGGCUUAAACGGGAAGCAGCAAGCGGUGUGCAGCAAGGUCAGGUUCUUCACGAAGGGUGCUUGCCAGGGUGCGCCGGUGGCCGAAACCGUGAAGCCGCAAGUCCCCAAUCUAAAGAAAAACUUCCUCCGGCCCAGGUGGGUGAUGCGGCAUGUCCCUGGGUGGGUGAUGCGGGGUGGUAUUGCUGCAUAUGAAAAUUUGGUUUCACCCACUGCAGUGCUUGUGAUGACUCAACUUGCAGUGCUUGUGAUACCCCCUCUUGCGCUCUGCUUUCUCCUGCCCCUUCCGUCUUUUCUCCUGCCCGGUCCCUGCCCGCUCUCCGUCCGACCAGCUAGGGCCUUCAAGCCAGUCCAAGAUGGGUUCGAAGACGGUCUCUCUGAGGCUGCCGCUCACCACGAGGUUCCACCGGCGCGCCCAGAACGACCCCAGCGACGUCGCCAGGUACGGGCGACGGAAGUGCGGCUCCACGGCGAAGCGCGGGGCGACGGCGGCGACGACCCGUGCGACGAGUUCGCAGAGGAGCGUGACGAAGAGGAAGAGGUUCGCGCUGUGCAGCAGCGUCACGGCCGGCGCGGGGAGGUUGAAAGCGUAUGCUCGGAUGGUGAGAGAGAGGAGGAAUGCUUUUAA
Messenger RNA from Closterium sp. NIES-65, 840 nucleotides. The record is from the annotation of a GenBank genome assembly. NCBI's taxonomy places the organism in Eukaryota, Viridiplantae, Streptophyta, Zygnematophyceae, Desmidiales, Closteriaceae.